Molecule: messenger RNA, 1687 nt
Organism: Bipolaris maydis ATCC 48331
Lineage: Eukaryota; Fungi; Ascomycota; Dothideomycetes; Pleosporales; Pleosporaceae
Source: RefSeq, a predicted model, not a curated record
UUUUUUUUACCUUCUAACUCUUCUGAAAAUAUAUUGCUUUACUGCUAACGGCCAGGAGCGCGAGUCGAAUGCGGUUGGUCUUUGAAAUCAGGCCUACAACUAGAAACGGGACCCUGAGGUACUUUGAUAUUUGUAUCUGCCAGGCUGAUACAUAAUCCCUCAAAAUGAGGCUCACAUCGACUGCAAGGCUGGCGAUUGCUGCUAGCCAACUACUUGCUUCCCCAGCUGUAGCACAGAUCGACAGUGUGAUCACGAGCAUAGUAGGGAGCCCGGCGACAUCAUCAGCAUCGUCACAACCAACACCAUCAAGAGAACCAAAAGUACACCUGAUCAAAGCCGGUGCGGGAGGCUUCAAGUUCACGCCGCAAGAGAUUCACAAUGUAUCAGUGGGAGAUAUUGUAAGCUGGGAAUUCUAUCCGCCUGAUCACUCCGUUGCAAGAGCAGAGUUUGGUUCAGCAUGUGUACCCUAUGAGGAGACGGGCAAGGACAAAGUAGGCUUCUGGUCUGAAACGCAAUGGGUCAACGACACAAGCCAGCUUACAUACUUCAACAUCACCAUCAACUCAACCGAACCGAUAUUCUAUUACUGUGCGGCACCAAACAGCUGCAUUGGAGAGCAUAUGGUCGGCGUGAUUAACCCCAACUCGACCCAGACAUUGGCGUCGCAGGUACAGGCUGCCGCCUCGGCAGAUUUCCAAAUCGCGCCUGGCGAGCCAAUUCCCGCCGAGGCCACGUCGUCGGCAACAUCUACACCAGCUAGCAAUGCAAACAAUGGCAGUCACAAACUCUCGGGCGGGGCGAUUGCCGGCAUAGCGGUAGGCGGGGCUGCUUUUGUGGCCUUGUGCGCAGCCCUAUUCUUCUUUGUCGGUCGUUCCAACUCGCUGAAGAAGACAAUCAAACGCCAUAACGCCACAACCAGUGUGGAUCCACACAUGAGCCAAUACGGUGGUCCCGGGGCGAGGUAUGGCGAUGGAGGACUUGCGUCGCCCGGCUUCGCACCGGCCCGGCCUGGAUAUGCGACGCCGCCGCCGCCAGGCCAUGUCGGCGAUCAUGGAUAUGGCUCGCCGCCCCAAUAUGGGCAACACGGUGUGGGAGAAGCGCAUCCCGGAUGGACUAGCCCGAUACCGCACCAAGGACACUUGAGCAUGAUGAGCAGUACGAGCGGCAUGAGCCAGGCGCAACUCGACCAAUUGAAGUAUGCGAACAUGAGCACACAACCGGCGCCAGCAGAGCUACAUAGUCCGCCGAUUGGGCAGCAGGGCUUUUCAGCGGAGCUCGAGGCACCAGAGCAGGUCAAGAGGACGUGAAGGGAGAAUGGAGGGUCGUGAAAAGGGGCGGUUAUUUGUAUUGUUUUUUUUUGCAUGCGAACUAUGCGAUACCACCAUGUAAGGGUAAAGGGCAGAUAAGCGGCGUUAGUACAACCAUGUGAGGAUUUGGAUUUUUUACAGGAAAUAAGAGAUGUGGUUGCGGGGUGUGUGUUUGUAAUUGACGUGGGUGGAGACGGGGUGGGUCGGUGGUGAUGUUGCAUGGUGUGGUGUAACAAGUAGUGUAGUAUUGUAGGUAAUGGCAAGGCCAGCUGCCUGGGCAUUCGGGCAUGCAGGCAUAGCUAGUGCCGAGACAUGACUCCUGGCCUUGGGGGCAUGUACGUAAGCAUGGCAUUUGCAAUGGGAAACGGGGAUGGGGGACA